GGGGCGAUCGGGCGGAGCACGCCUGCGCAUAGAGAGCUGGCGAGAAUAGCAGGGGGCAGGCGCUAAAAUGGCGGAACGGGGGUACAGCUUCUCCCUCACCACCUUCAGUCCUUCUGGGAAACUUGUUCAGAUUGAGUAUGCUUUGGCUGCAGUGGCUGCAGGAGCUCCAUCGGUCGGGAUUAAAGCUGCAAAUGGAGUGGUGUUGGCAACGGAAAAGAAGCAGAAAUCCAUUCUUUAUGAUGAAAGGAGUGUCCAUAAAGUAGAGCCAAUUACCAAGCAUAUAGGUUUAGUGUAUAGUGGUAUGGGUCCAGAUUACAGAGUACUUGUACACAGAGCACGAAAGCUGGCCCAGCAAUAUUUCUUGGUUUACCAUGAGCCCAUUCCAACAGCUCAACUAGUACAAAGAAUUGCUUCUGUGAUGCAGGAAUAUACGCAGUCUGGAGGUGUUCGUCCCUUUGGUGUAUCACUGCUCAUAUGUGGCUGGAAUGAGGGGCGGCCCUAUUUAUUUCAGUCAGAUCCAUCAGGAGCUUAUUUUGCUUGGAAAGCAACAGCCAUGGGAAAAAACUAUGUCAAUGGGAAAACAUUCCUUGAGAAAAGAUACAAUGAAGAUUUGGAGCUUGAAGAUGCCAUUCAUACAGCUAUCUUAACAUUAAAGGAGAGCUUUGAAGGGCAAAUGACAGAAGACAACAUUGAAGUUGGCAUAUGUAAUGAAGCUGGUUUUAGGAGGCUAACUCCGACUGAGGUUAAGGACUACUUGGCUGCAAUAGCCUAGUAGAAACCAACAUUUUUAAAGCAGAAAUCUGGUCUGGAGCCAUUGAAAAGUUACUGAUAAUGAAAUGGAAACUGGGUAGUUGGAUCAGACUGCUUGUACGUUAAUACAGCUGUAUGGGAGCAGCCAGACAGGUUAAAAGUUACCUAGCCAUAAACAAUGAAGAAAAUAAGAAGUCCAAAGAAACGGAUAUAUAAACUAACUGAUCUGCUCUGUGUCUGUCAUCUAAUGUUUUGUGUUAUCACUAGGCAAAUGAGAAUUUCUUAAGCAUGCCAUAAAUGAAGUUUUAUUUCGUAAUGUCACAAAUAAAAAUUAUGUUCAGAUGGUUCUUAAA
Messenger RNA from Centrocercus urophasianus (Greater sage-grouse), 1103 nucleotides. It is a transcript of the gene PSMA2, whose product is annotated as proteasome 20S subunit alpha 2. NCBI's taxonomy places the organism in Eukaryota, Metazoa, Chordata, Aves, Galliformes, Phasianidae. The transcript is spliced from 9 exons. Gene Ontology annotation, biological process: ubiquitin-dependent protein catabolic process. The coding region runs from base 68 to 772 and encodes 234 amino acids. The record is from RefSeq and is a predicted model, not a curated record. Gene Ontology annotation, cellular component: proteasome core complex, alpha-subunit complex; proteasome core complex.